AUGUUCUUCACCCUCUCACUCAUCUCCGUCCUCGCCGCGGCGGCGCAUUCCCAGAGCUUGCGCGGGAUAGUACCGAAGGUUCCCUACCCGAAGAACAUCCUAGAAGGUGACACUGUCAAUUGCGAGAGCUGGAAGUUCGCCGUGGAGACCAAUAACAUCCGGAGCUGGACGACAAUCCCCACUAGCUGCUUGAAAUACGUCCAGGACUACAUGAACGGACCCAGGUACGCGGCGGACUGCAAUGCCGUCGCAGGAUACGCCAUCGAGUACGCGCAGAAUGUGUCGAUCUCGCACGGCUCCAGGGCUGGCAAGGACGCCUGGAUCUUCGACGUGGACGAGACGCUACUGUCUAAUCUCCCCUAUUACAAGACUGUUGGAGGAUACGGGUACGCGCCCAUUCCCUCUCCUCCUGUUUACCUUUUCCCCGAUCGACGUUACCCAAGUUCAUCGUUUAUAUUCUUAGAAUUUUUUUCAAAAAAAGAAAAUGAUCGUCCCUCUUUCUUCGACCCGAACUAGAAUGAGUUCUGGAUGUCAAAGAUAAUAUAACCUCAGAACAAAUAUUAUAGGAAAAAUGGUUUCAAUGAGUCAUCCUUCGCGCGAAGUUCAUGAUUGUGGAAGACCCCCCGACGUUACCAUUUUCUCUGUAGAUCGACUAGAACUCGUGUCAUCUGUUGUGGAUGUUUUUAUCAAUUGAUUUUUUAUGCGUCAUUUGGUGUUUUCGUUGUUAAACAAGAUAUUCGUCAUAAAUCUAAUAAUAUAAACUACCUCUCUAUUCACUUAGUUCGAUGUUCAUAAUCAAAUAAUGAGCAUUGCGGAAGAUUGAAACUGGGAAAGGAGUACCCUGAGCACGGCCUAACACGGUUCAGAGAUCUUCCCACGGGCCAAUGCAGAACUUUGGUUCUUCACAAUUUCAUGAGUUGCCUUUUAAAGAAGAUAUUGACAAGUCAUAUCCUAAAGUUUGUUUUAUUUAGAGAAAAAUGUAUAAGGCUCGAGGAAUCAGUCGAUUGAUUCUUGUAGGUCAGGAAUAUGAUUGAGAGAGAAGAUGAGAAGCUCCCCCUCGUAUAUUCUGCAAACACGGGCCGAAGCUCAGGUGCAGGAAAGCACUGGGGUAGUAGUGCUCAAUCUCAGUAGGAGCAUAAUCUGAAGUAACAACGAACAGCGUAACUCAUACUUUCCUAGUUCCAACCAUCCGAAGAACAUAAGUCGUAGGGAUGAGCUCUUGCAGGAUUCGGCAAGCUCUGCGUUCAUUCAGCGCGAGGUGCGGGGGUAUCAGGAACUCCAAUCCAGAAUUGCUGAGCGACCCGUUCACUGAUACGGAAACCAUGACCCCAUCCUUUCCGUCUUUGCUUGGGCAGGUCGAAGGUGUUCAACGAGACAUCAUUCAACGAAUGGGUGGCUAAGGCGGCAGCCCCAGCCAUACCUUCGAGCCUGAAAUUCUAUAGGCAGCUCCUGCCCCUUGGUUUCAGGGUGAUCUUCAUGACGGGACGGAGCGAGGACCAGCGCAGCUCCACCGAAAAGAAUCUCAAGGCCGCCGGAUUCGGCUUCUGGGAAAUGCUCAUUCUGAGGUGAAGUUUUCCUCAUCUUCGCAUUACCCUGUGGAAUUUGCGUGGUAUUUGCGUAGUUCGGUUGGGGAAAAAACAGAGGGAUCGAAAAAAUAUUGCUAGCCCUGAACGACGAUGAGGAUUGGCGAGAAGCCUCUGCGGCACCUAGAACAUGAGAUAGUCUUAAUCCGCCGGAAAUCCUCCCUGCCCGGGAAAAAUCGCCGGCAAUAGUUCUUAAUUCUGGCGGGUUCCCACGUUUUCUGGACAGUUCGAUAUGGGGGAGCCGUGGGUUAUUCUCAUUUAUUUGUGCGGUAGUUUGUGGACGAUGGAUGUUCUGUAACCUGGUAAUGUGGAGCAGGGGAUCUGAUGAUGAGGGCAAAACCGCGGAGCUCUACAAAUCAGAGAGGAGGGCUUGGCUGGAAUCCUCAGGAUACAAGAUUCAUGGCAAUUCUGGCGAUCAAUGGAGCGACUUGGCUUGCACGCCGCUCGCCACUCGUUCCUUCAAGCUUCCGAACCCCAUGUACUACGUGGCAUGA
This is a messenger RNA of Spirodela intermedia, 2077 nucleotides long. The record is from the annotation of a GenBank genome assembly. NCBI's taxonomy places the organism in Eukaryota, Viridiplantae, Streptophyta, Magnoliopsida, Alismatales, Araceae.